Molecule: messenger RNA, 345 nt
Organism: Ascoidea rubescens DSM 1968
Lineage: Eukaryota; Fungi; Ascomycota; Saccharomycetes; Ascoideales; Ascoideaceae
Product: c-type cytochrome
Exons: 1
Molecular function (GO): electron transfer activity; heme binding
Source: RefSeq, a predicted model, not a curated record
UUUAGUGGAGACUCAAUCAGAAAGGGUGCCCAUCUUUUUAAGACAAGAUGUUUACAAUGUCACACAUUCAAUGAAAAUAUACGAGUUCACAAAUCUGGUCCAAACUUGUAUCAAAUCAUGGACAAGAAAAUAGGAGAUUGUCCAAAUUACAUUUACAGCGAGGUUUUCAAAAGAUUCAAAGAAAAAGUCGAAAAGGACAAUUUUGUAUGGAAUAGAGAGCAAAUGGAGAGUUUCUUGGAGAACCCAAAGCUGUUUAUUCCAGGUACGAAAAUGGGGUUUCAAGGUUUAAGAAAGCCCAAGGAUAGAGAAAACCUCAUCAACUACCUCUACCACUCCAACAAAUAA